AUGCUAUUGCUGGGUGAGCAGGCGAAGGCUGAUAAGAUAGCCCUCCUGGCCAUGUUGCUCCAGGAGGAACACAAGGAGAAAGAGCUCGCUCUCAAAGAUAAUGAGCGAGAGCUCGCUCUCAAGGACAAGGAGCUCGAGAUACAACUAGUGAUGAAGGAGAAAGAGAUGGUUAUCAACAACAAGGAGCUCGAGAUGCAGCUCGCUAUCAACAACGCUGUCAACAACAAGGAGCUUGAGAUGCAGCUCGCUAUCAACAACGCUGUCAACAACAAGGAGCUUGAGAUGCAGCUCGUUAUCAGAGAUAAGGACAUGGCGCAUGCCAUUCAAAUGAACAAGUUCAAACGUCAGUUGUCCUACGUGACUCGAAGGUAUCUCCUCGAGAAGCUUUUCUUCGAAGUAUUUUCGCUGGUCGACUCACAGGAUCUACUAGCACAGCAAGCCUUAGCUAAGCUGUCCACAUCACAACGGAAGAGGUUCAAGCCGAAGAGCAUGUCGAUGACGGAGCUGAACAGGCUGCUGCUCGCCAAUGAUGACCUACGGAUCGCAGCAUGGAAGUACAUGGGACUGCCUCAAGACCUCCGAUUGCCUCACUUCGAUGAGAGCCCGGAGCUCCUCUAUGGCAUCUUGUCCGAAGCGAUGCACUCUUCCAACGGAGCUUACGUGUACAUAUCAGAUCAGGCGCCUGCAGUGGAGGCAGAAUUCUUCAAGAAUCUCGCCAGGGUGUUUCGAAAGGAGUUAGAGAUCUACAACCAGGACUUGGCAGAGCAUGCAAUACAGGAGGAGGGAGUCCAGGCUCGCGUCGCCGAUGCUUCAGCCUAG
Guillardia theta CCMP2712 is the source of this 819-nucleotide messenger RNA. RefSeq lists its product as hypothetical. The record is from RefSeq and is a predicted model, not a curated record. The transcript is spliced from 2 exons. NCBI's taxonomy places the organism in Eukaryota, Cryptophyceae, Pyrenomonadales, Geminigeraceae. Bases 1 to 819 code for a protein of 272 amino acids.